Messenger RNA from Poeciliopsis prolifica (blackstripe livebearer), 1385 nucleotides. Its product is annotated as C3a anaphylatoxin chemotactic receptor-like. Gene Ontology annotation, biological process: inflammatory response; complement receptor mediated signaling pathway; positive regulation of cytosolic calcium ion concentration. Gene Ontology annotation, cellular component: plasma membrane. The transcript is spliced from 2 exons. Lineage: Eukaryota; Metazoa; Chordata; Actinopteri; Cyprinodontiformes; Poeciliidae. Gene Ontology annotation, molecular function: complement receptor activity; G protein-coupled receptor activity. The coding region runs from base 22 to 1026 and encodes 334 amino acids. The record is from RefSeq and is a predicted model, not a curated record.
CUGAACAGACACUCUUGCACAAUGGAUAUUGAUUCGGUCCUGAAGCAUGUCCAAACAUUCUCACUGGUCGUCUACUGUGUGAUUAUAGUGGUUGGGACAGUGGGAAAUGGUCUGGUCAUCUACGUGACCGGCUUCAAGAUGACGAAAACAGUCAACUCUGUGUGGUUUCUCAACUUGGCUCUGGCAGACUUCCUCUUUACAGCGUUUCUGGUGUUUACAGCAGUCUCUCUCUCUCAGCAGCACCACUGGCCUUUUGGACAGUUCAUGUGCAAACUCAACAACUUUGUGAGCUUGGUCAACAUGUUUGCCAGCGUCUUUUUUCUGGCAGCCAUCAGUCUGGAUCGUUGCUUGUCCAUCUGGGUGGUGGUGUGGGCACAAAAUAAGCGCACCGUCCUGAAGGCUCAAAUCAUCAGCGCGGCAAUCUGGUUGUGUGCAGGGAUUUGCAGCGCACCUUCUGCCUUCUUUCGCAAUGUGAUAAACCAUAAUAAUAAGACAUACUGCAACUACUCUUCAAAAGAAAUAGUAUGGCGUCUGAAUAUUUUCCGUUUUCUUAUGGGCUUUCUCAUUCCAUUCCUGGCAAUAUUUUUCACCUCUGUUGCUAUAAUCAUCCGUUCCAGGCAUCUGCAGCGGGCAAGAAAACGGAGAUUUCAUCGCAUCCUUUUCUCUGUUAUUUUUGCAUUCUUCAUUUGCUGGUUGCCUUUUCAUGUUUUGAAUUUUAUAGAAGUGGGUGACCAGCAACUCCAGAAAGUUGUUAGAAUUGGAAGUACUCUAAGUGUGAGUCUGGCCUUCAUGAACAGCUGUCUGAACCCCAUCCUCUAUGUUUUCAUGUGUGACGAGUUCCAGAAGAAGCUCAAAAAGUCCUUAUGUUUUGUCCUAGAAAGCGCUCUGGCAGAGGAACACUUGUCUUUUGCGUCAUCUCGCUCACUGUCAUCUCACUUUUCACGGAUUUCUCGAAAGUCAGAUUCUGCAGUCCCAGAAGAUAAGCGUGUGCAUACGUUGACUUUCACGGAGAGUAGGGUGGCAUAGAGUAAAGAAAGGCAAUGAAACAAAAUCAAAUCCAAUUCUUAUUGAAAUGACAAGAAAAGAAAAAAAAAAGACCAAGAUACAGCUGAUACCCAUUGGUGCAUUGAUAGACAAUGCCGUGCACCUGUGGAGUGAAAUAAGAAGAAUAUUUGCUGUUAUGAGUGCUUUUUAUGUUUCUUUAAAUAAUUUGUCUUUAUUUUUUUAAACAAUUCCAAUCACCAAUCCUUAUACUAUACUGUGUGAUGUAUGGCAGAAUAUUUUGAUCUAUGUGAUUGUAAGGUUGUUGAAAUAACUAAUGAAAAUAUUAAAAUGUUUGUUGUUUUUUUACUGUAUCUCUGUGCUUAAUAAACUGUGAAACUGCA